Molecule: messenger RNA, 699 nt
Organism: Fusarium musae
Lineage: Eukaryota; Fungi; Ascomycota; Sordariomycetes; Hypocreales; Nectriaceae
Exons: 1
Coding region: 1-699 (232 amino acids)
Source: RefSeq, a predicted model, not a curated record
AUGGAUAGCAAAGAUAUCAUCAAUCCCAUCAACGGGACUUUUCUCCCUCAUCUCUUACUACCCCUGAGUCAACUUCUGGCAUUGACUUUACCACCGUUCAAACUGCGGAAACACAUUUUUGUCCCUAUCAUUGCUGGCCUCCUGGGUGCCACAUACACUACACACUUUGCCAAUACAGCCGCAGGGCGCGCACUUGCUGGUGCUCACUGGACUGUUGCUCUCGGGACCUUGGAGAAACUUCUCUUUGGAGUCCCAGAAAAAGACUAUUGGCGUAAUGGUAAGCCUCGUCAAGAGGCUAUGGCCAUGUCCUUUGGUUUCGCAAAAUUCCGUUGGGCCCUGUCGCUACUCGCGACCCAGCGAGGCAUUGGCUGGAAUUUCCAAGUUAAGGGUGUUCCCUCGAUGAAAGCACCUGAGAGCAAAUGGCCUUUCUUGGCAUAUCAGUUUCAGAAAUGGGCCAAGAGCUACAUCCUUUCUGACUUGCUCUACACGUAUUUUGACACAUAUCACCACUAUGAAGGAAUUAACAUGGCCUUCAUGGAUCUCAGAGCCCGCACAUGGUCAGGUUCUUUUCUUAAUGCCUUUUGCGCUGGAGCCAAAUUGUACUUCCCCAUUCAAAUGCACUAUUGUUUUGCCUCAAUUGUCUCUGUGUUAUUGGGCAUCUGUGAGCCAAAGGCGAGUUCUCCUGAUGAUUGCCGUUGA